AUGCUUGUCACUUCUGUCCUCUGUAGAGCCGUAGGGAAGACCUGCUUGCUGAUCAGUUACACCACAAACGCCUUUCCUGGAGAAUACAUCCCUACUGUGUUUGAUAACUAUUCUGCCAAUGUCAUGGUGGAUGGGAAGCCGGUGAACCUGGGCCUCUGGGAUACAGCAGGGCAAGAGGAUUACGACCGGCUGCGGCCUCUUUCCUAUCCACAGACGGACGUUUUCUUGAUCUGCUUCUCCCUUGUGAGUCCAGCCUCCUUUGAGAAUGUCAGAGCCAAGUGGUACCCUGAGGUCCGACACCAUUGCCCAAAUACACCUAUCAUCCUGGUGGGCACCAAGCUGGACUUGAGGGAUGAUAAGGACACCAUUGAAAGGUUACGUGACAAGAAAUUGGCCCCCAUCACCUACCCCCAAGGUUUGGCCAUGGCUCGGGAGAUUGGGUCGGUGAAGUACCUGGAGUGCUCUGCCCUGACGCAGCGGGGCCUGAAGACGGUGUUUGAUGAAGCCAUCCGGGCUGUGCUCUGCCCCCCGCCCGUGAAGAAGCCUGGCAAAAAGUGCACUGUGUUCUGAGGGCCUGGCCCAGGCUCAGCACGUUGUCAUCCUCUGACAGACUGCAUAUUAGCUGGGUGUUUCUGAAGGGGGCUGGGAUGUGUAGGGCCCUUCAUCAUGUAUGAAGUCAGUGUUUUUUAAAUGUCUCUUUGAUUUAACGUCAGUGUUGAUGUGAAGGGGCAGUGGGGGCAGGAGAGCAGCUGGGGGCUGUACAGGCCCCAGGGGAGGUACAGUGGGGAAGGCGUGGUAGCUCCUUGUGGCAGCAAGCUGUUUUGGCUCUCCUGAACACCGUGCUGAAAGGGCUGAGACAUCCACUCUGUCCUGGAAACGCCUGGUUCCACCUGCAGGUGGGCAGGUGGUGAAGAUCCUCUGGGAGCGGGGCGGAGCCCAUGGGAAUGGUGCUAAGUGACAGGAGCAGCUGGGAGAGGUGCUGGGGUCUCCUUGCUCAGCCCUGCUGUGGCUAAGUUAAUCUAUUGGUGCUCUAGCAGAUAUGUGCCUGAGACUGUUAAGGAAAUCAUAACCAGUCCUGGAAGGAGUCCAAGUAAAUGAGGUACGAAGCUGAAGAACUAAUCAUCAGGUGCUUUACUGGGGACUA
Merops nubicus (carmine bee-eater) is the source of this 1144-nucleotide messenger RNA. RefSeq names its product ras-related C3 botulinum toxin substrate 3. Gene Ontology annotation, biological process: actin filament organization; establishment or maintenance of cell polarity; motor neuron axon guidance. The transcript is spliced from 5 exons. Gene Ontology annotation, cellular component: cytoplasmic vesicle; cytoskeleton; plasma membrane. Lineage: Eukaryota; Metazoa; Chordata; Aves; Coraciiformes; Meropidae. The coding region runs from base 1 to 570 and encodes 189 amino acids. The record is from RefSeq and is a predicted model, not a curated record. Gene Ontology annotation, molecular function: protein kinase binding; GTPase activity; GTP binding.